UUAUUUUAUCAUUCACCGACUCGAUUAUAAAAGCCUGUUGAUAGAAAAUUCAUAAGGCCAGAGCAGGAAUGCCGUUUCGCCUCUGCUGAACCGCAGCAUUUUCGGAAUUCCGAAGCGAUUUAAAGGUCGAUGUCUUUGUAGUUAGAACCCUGCAAAAGGUUCUGCGCUUUGUUUUGUGUGUGUGUAAGCGUUUUGUGUAGAAAAUUUAUGUAAUAAUUGAUAGAGUAAUGGCUUCAAAUCCUAAAAAAAUCAUCAACCAUAAACGAGUGGGCUCAACAGGGACCACUGGAGACGAAUCUUAUUCUUCAGACGAAGAAGACAAUGUCGAAUUGGAAAAUGGAGAUGUUACCAUAAGAGAUCAUAGAAUGUACGGGUAUACAGCUAUAAAUACUUUUCCAGUUACAGCAUCAGAUAGAAACAGUUCUAAUAGUUCAGUGUAUAGCGACUUGGAUUUAGAAAAAAUCGACUUAGAAGUAAUUUCUUCCUUUGAUCUAAAAGAUGAUAGUGAAAGUGCUGCUAGUAGUAGUGACCAAAUCGAUUGGUCAGGAUCAGUGGUGGCUUGCAAAGAUCAGAUACUAAUUGGGUUACAAGACGAAUUGAAGCAAGCUGGCAGGCAACUGAAAUUAAAAGACGACGAAUUGACUCGAGUGAAUCGGCUGAGGCAAGACGUCGAGGCGGAAUUGGAGGAUCUUACUGCAAGUUUGUUUCAGGAAGCUCACAAUAUGGUAAGAGAAGCAAACGAGAAAGCCGCCUCAGCCGAAAAAGCUUUGAAAGAAAGCCAAAUGAAGGUGGACGUUUUAACGGCAGAAGUGGCUGCACUAAAAACCCUAGUGCUAACUUCAACCCCUAGUUCUCCUAAUCCCCAUUUGCAUCCACAAUUGUCCAAGGACUCAGCAGGAGAAACUGGUACAAAAAAACACAGAAGAUCACCUUCCCAUUACAACUUAAAAUACGGCCGAGAAAACUCGCCUCCCGAUUCUCCAAUAAAAGAUUCUCAUCCAGUACAACUAGUCUCGAACAUCGAGCCCGAAGGUCUGGAAGUGGAUCCAGUUUUCCACAAAGAAUUCAUAGAAUGGCGUAAAAAUCCAGUCCUAGACAAAACCGUGCCUUUUGUCCAGAGAAUAUUCAAAGAAGAUGUGGGCAUUUGCCUGGAUUUUGGCAACAAGGAUUUGCUGGAAAAAGUCACCAAAGCUGUUGAAGAUGGCAGUGUGCUAGUGGAAGCUGUCGGGGAUAAAACCAAAACGAUGUUUCCAAAAACCUGUGCUUUACUACAAGUUCCUAGAUUGUGUUUUUAUCGGAUGAGCGUGGGAGAAACAGAUACUUGGUACAGUAUAUCGCAAAUUUGUAGAAAUAGGAUUAUUGCAGUCUGUGAUUUAUUGAAUUAUCUCAAAUACAUACAAAGAGGUUUAGUAAAAAGUUCUGCUCAUGAUGUUUUUUGGGAGAUCAUAAGACUAAGGAAAAAUAUGGCUCUUGCUAGACUAGGAUUAGAAAUAAGUAGUUAAUGUUACAUUUGUAAUGUUUAAAUAAUUGUUGUGCCAAAACUAUUCCAUUUUUUAAAUAAUAGGAUCUGAUUUAAUUAUUGUUAAUUUUUUUUUUUUUAAAUCUGUUAUCUACAAGCCAAAGAUAUUAUUUUAAUUAGUGUAAAUAUUUAAAUAAAAUUACAGCACAAGAAAAAUAAGCUUUUGCUAAAUUGAAUAAUAAAAUUUCAUUGUUAAUAAAC
Ceutorhynchus assimilis (cabbage seed weevil) is the source of this 1720-nucleotide messenger RNA. NCBI's taxonomy places the organism in Eukaryota, Metazoa, Arthropoda, Insecta, Coleoptera, Curculionidae. The record is from the annotation of a GenBank genome assembly.